AAUUGGCCGUGAGAAGAGAAAUACAUAGGUAUAUAGAUAUUGAAAAGCAUGAGUUCAAGACCAUUGCGAACAUGGGUAACAGGGACUGCAGUUAUAUUGGGUGGAGUAGCAACCUUGAACCUGGCUUCUUCAGUUACCCUCAAAACGCUUCAGUUUGUGUCUGAGAAGAAACGGAAAAAAAUUGCGUUGCCGUGUAGGGCUUGUCGAGGGAAGGGCUUUUAUAUAUGCAAACUGUGUAAUGGGAACGCCACCAUUGCUUGGUCCCCAAUGUAUGACCCUAUUGCAGUUAACCCCUGCGUUUGUCCUACUUGCGAAGGAAACAGGGUUCAACGCUGUCUUAAUUGUCUGGGGAAAGGCUAUGACUGACCUGUUAAGCGAUAAAUACUGCUGCUGCAUUUCUUUUGUUCCUUUUAGAAUAUGAUUGUGUAAGUGACUUGCUGAAGUGUGUACUGCAUCUGGUAGUUUGCGCAUCUAUCUCAUUUUUCUUCAGAUUGAAUUACCUUCCCUGAUUAAGGACU
Messenger RNA from Abrus precatorius (Indian licorice), 518 nucleotides. RefSeq lists its product as uncharacterized. The transcript has 3 exons. NCBI's taxonomy places the organism in Eukaryota, Viridiplantae, Streptophyta, Magnoliopsida, Fabales, Fabaceae. The coding region runs from base 49 to 366 and encodes 105 amino acids. The record is from RefSeq and is a predicted model, not a curated record.